Molecule: messenger RNA, 1407 nt
Organism: Ostertagia ostertagi
Lineage: Eukaryota; Metazoa; Nematoda; Chromadorea; Rhabditida; Trichostrongylidae
Source: the annotation of a GenBank genome assembly
AUGAAGCCCAGUACAUCAGAAAGAAGCGUAGAACUAGCUCGACACGAACCGUCGUCUUCCACUAGUUCUGCAGAGAAUAAAAGAAAUCGUUUGUAUGCUCCCCUUUCGGCACUGUCAUCACGUCUUCAUAUUAACCAGCCGGAGCAGUUCCGAAACACUCACAGUGAAGAGGAAACUGGAACUAGUACAGUUCAACCAUCCACAAGUAGAAAUGAUAUGCAAAUGUUACCGAAACCGAAAGAAACGGCGAGUCACAGUCUUACUUUUCUCUUCCUCCCUGAAAGGGAAGUAGUUUUUUGCAACGGUGGCCCUUCAUCGGCAUCUCCAGCACGAAAGCCAAUAACAAUGAAGAAUCUCGAUCAACGUGUUGUGCCUUCCUCAUCCAGUGGUUUUCCCAGGAAAGGUUCGCGACAUUGUGAUUCGGAGAGAUUUCCAGGAAGUCGCGUACAGUUGAUACAACUUCGCGGAAAAAGGCCUGCGUCUACCAAAGAUGAUUCUGAUAUGUCUCCUCCAUCAGAACCACAUGUACACAAGUCCGAAACCCUGACUGUAAUUAUACCACAGAGGAGAGCCGCUCUGUCAAGGCAAGAACCGAAACCUCAGUCCACAAAGGUACCAGAUUCUUCACCUGCUGUCGAGAAAAAGCUAGCUGACGUACAAAUGAAACAGCCAGCGGCUUCUUCGCCCGAUGUGGAAAAGUCAUCCCCUUUGCCGACAACAUUGCCUGCAGAUGAGCAGUCUGUGGCUGAAAAACCCUCUAAUGGUCAUUCAAUGAACAAAGACGACCUGCUGCCAGUGAGCGAUGAGGAAUCUGGUGACGAGUUGGAUGACGGGGAUCUGAUCGAUCCCCCGGUUAUUAAAUCUACAGUUACUGAGGGAAACUUCAUACCAUAUUCUUUGGAUACUCAUGCGUUUUCGAAUCAACAUCACUGCCCGCGAUUACUUAUUCAUGAGCAGAAGUUCUCAUCUGCAGAACAAUUUUAUAUGUGGACGAAAGCCAGGUUUUUCAAAGAUUUUAAUGCGGCAAACGCCAUUUUAUAUCUGAAAGAUCCGAAGAUGAUCAAGCAAGUGGACAGUCAACUAAAAAACGUCGAUGUGAAUCAGUGGAUGAAAUUUUCAUGGAAAGUGAGAAUGAAGGCAGCUAUGGCUAAGUUUAAACAAAAUCGGAGGAUGCGGUAUCAACUUUUUCGGACGAUUGGAUCGACCUUAGUGGAAGCCAACGUUGAUGACACGUACUGGGGAGUAGGACUUUCUUCAGAUGAUCCAAACAUCGCUGAUCCAUCAAAAUGGAGAGGUGCCAAUGUGAUGGGUGAAGUGCUCAUGCAAAUUCGUGAUGUUUUAAAAGAAGAUCCUGAUUACUCUGACGAGGUGGAACAAGCCAAGCAGAACCUUUUUGGGAGUAAGUGA